Molecule: messenger RNA, 504 nt
Organism: Danaus chrysippus (African queen)
Lineage: Eukaryota; Metazoa; Arthropoda; Insecta; Lepidoptera; Nymphalidae
Source: the annotation of a GenBank genome assembly
AUGGAAAACAUUAUUAACUUCCAAGAAGAUUUGUAUGAACGUAUUGUAAAGGCAAAGACUAAUUUUAAGAAAUCGCCUAAAGAGCGUAUAACUAAAGAAUAUGUAGAUAGUAGACUAGAAAAUCUUGAACAGUUGUGGUUUGAAUUUUUGUCUGGUCACAAAGACUUAUUUAGAAGCCAUACAGCUAAAGAUGUUAAAAGUUCAACUUAUGUCACUAAAAAUGUUUAUGACAAAGCUGAAGAAAUGUAUUUAGAAUAUAAGUGUGAUCUUAAAACUUUAUCUAAACAAUUUGAAUCAAAAUUAAUAGUUGAAAGUAAUGAACCGAAAUCUAAAUUUUCAAAUAGAAUGCAUGCAAACUAUCCACAAAUAAAUAUACCUUACUUUUCUGGGAAUUACCAAGAGUGGACAACGUUCAAAGCUCUUGCUAUAAUAACGAAUGUCUGUAUGAGAUUCAAAGGCUUCAUUACCUCAAAUGUUACCUUAAGGGAGAAGCCGAACAGUUGA